AUGGUGCUUGACAAGGACAUAGACGGUCGCUGUGUUGAGGAAGCGAACUUUGGUUCUGCACUCAAGAUCGGUCGUUUCGACGCACUGAACUAUUUUGAAGAUGGCUCUUCCUACCUCUUGGAUGCGCCAGGUCACGCGGUUGGCCAUUUGUGCGCUUUGGCCAGAACGGCAGCCGAUCCGCCGUCGUUCGUAUUUAUGGGCGCCGAUUGCUGCCAUCAUGCUGGAGCUCUUCGGCCCUCCCAAUAUCUACCAUGGGACGACUGGCCUCACAGCCACCACGCUACGUGCAACGAUCGAACACGUGAAACUGGUCCGCUUACACCACCGAUUUGUCCAGGUGAGGCCAUCCUCUCCGUUCUCAAUCAAAAUCAGAAACGUCCAUUAUUUAGACUACCUCCUGGUCCCCUGUUCCCGGACCACGAAGCGACGAUGGACAUUGUUGCCAAGAUCCAAGAGCUCGAUGCUUUGGACGAGGUGUUGAUCAUUCUUUCACAUGACUCUUCAAUUCGAGACCGCAUUCCAUUGUUCCCGGACAACAUCAAUGAUUGGAGGGAAAACAAGCUUCGUGAAAAGACUAGGUGGGUGUUUCUGUCAAAUUUUCUAUGA
This is a messenger RNA of Diaporthe amygdali, 606 nucleotides long. RefSeq names its product demethylase. The coding region runs from base 1 to 606 and encodes 201 amino acids. The transcript has a single exon. The record is from RefSeq and is a predicted model, not a curated record. NCBI's taxonomy places the organism in Eukaryota, Fungi, Ascomycota, Sordariomycetes, Diaporthales, Diaporthaceae.